UUUUGAUCAGUAGAAGUAGAAUAACAAAGACCUCAAUUCCCCCCAAUUCUUCGAGUCCUCAGGCACCUGAGAGUGACCGUAAAUAUAACCUAACUCGUCCCCAAAACCCUAAUUUCUUCGCCUCUGGUUCGUCUUUUCACAAACCAUAUGAUCCCUUCCGUUUCAGCCGUGGCCUCAUGAGCAGUGGCAACUCCGGUUGCUUGUACUGCUGCUUGAGGUAGAAGGGAAGAAGAAGGGAAUUUACAGAAGCAUUUCGACUCUGAAAUCAGAGAAUUCGAUUUUGGAGCGUUUUCCUGAAAAGCUAGGGUUUCCUGGUUGUUCUACUAACCAUGAGUCCCGUUCAGGACUUCAAUCAACACUCUCGGCGUCUCGUCGAGCCCGACCUCCCAAUUCAGAUGAGGCUGCAGAUGGCAAUGGAGGUUCGGGACAGCCUAGAGAUAGCGCACACUGCGGAGUACUUGAAUUUUCUAAAAUGCUACUUUCGGGCGUUCUCGGUGAUUCUUCUGCAAAUUACAACGCCACAGAUGACUGACAAUCCGGAACACAAGCUCCGGAAUAUAGUGGUGGAGGUUCUUAAUCGUCUCCCUCACACUGAAGUGCUCCGCCCUUUCGUCCAGGACCUCCUGAAAGUUGCAAUGCAAGUACUAACCACUGACAAUGAGGAGAAUGGAUUGAUAUGUAUUCGUAUAAUCUUUGACCUCCUCAGGAACUUCAGGCCCACGCUGGAAAAUGAAGUUCAGCCAUUUUUGGACUUUGUCUGCAAAAUCUACAGCAAUUUUGAGGCAACUGUUAAUCAUUUCUUCUUUGUCAAAGAAGAGAAAGGUGCGGCGCCUGUGGUUGGGGAAGAUAUUAAGUCUAUGGAUACUUCUUUGGAUCAGUCAUUAAGUGGUGGUAGUAGUUCUUAUACUGCGGGCGGGAAGCUUAACCCCAGUACCUGUUCCUUCAAGAUAAUUACCGAGAGUCCCCUGGUGGUCAUGUUUUUGUUUCAGUUGUAUAGUCGACUUGUCCAGACCAAUAUUCCUAAUCUGUUGCCUAAGAUGGUUGCUGCUAUAUCUGUCCGUGGUCCCGAAUCUGUUCCUCCGCACUUGAAGACUCAUUUCACUGAGUUGAAGGGUGCACAGGUGAAGACUGUUUCGUUUCUGACAUACCUGUUGAAGAGCUUUGCCGAUUAUAUCAGGCAGCAUGAAGAAAGCAUAUGUAAAAGCAUAGUCAAUUUGCUAGUUACAUGUUCAGACUCUGUAUCAAUUAGAAAGGAAUUGUUAGUAGCUCUAAAACAUGUUCUUGGAACAGAUUUCAAGAGGGGCUUAUUUCCGCUGAUUGACACACUAUUGGAAGAAAGGGUUCUGGUCGGAACUGGUCGAGCCUGCUUUGAGACAUUGAGGCCUUUGGCAUAUAGUCUACUUGCAGAGAUUGUUCAUCAUGUUCGAGCGGACCUUUCCUUGGCACAGUUAUCGCGGAUCAUAUACUUGUUCUCGAGCAACAUGCAUGAUGCUUCAUUGUCCUUGAGCAUUCAUACUACUUGUGCCCGCUUAAUGCUGAAUCUGGUGGAACCAAUAUUUGAGAAAGGUGUUGACCAGCCAUCUAUGGAUGAAGCACGGAUUCUAUUGGGGCGUAUAUUGGAUGCUUUUGUUGGGAAAUUCAGUACUUUCAAGCGUACUAUUCCUCAGCUGUUGGAGGAGGCUGAGGAGGGAAAGGAUCGUGCUACUCUAAGGUCCAAGCUUGAGCUCCCUGUGCAGGCAGUUUUGAAUGUGCAGGUCACUGUGGAACAUUCCAAGGAGGUCAAUGAUUGUAAGCAUCUGAUAAAGACAUUAGUCAUGGGAAUGAAGACCAUCAUAUGGAGUAUCACACAUGCGCAUUUACCUCGCUCACAGGUUUCUCCUUCUACGCAUGGAACGCACCCACAGGUGCUUGUUUCCCCUUCAUCCAGUUUACCGGCACCACAAGCAUUUAAAGGAAUGCGAGAAGAUGAGGUCCGGAAGGCUUCUGGUGUUUUGAAGAGUGGGGUGCAUUGCUUAGCGCUCUUCAAGGAGAAGGAUGAAGAGAGGGAAAUGAUGCAACUCUUUUCCCAGAUUCUAGCUAUCAUGGAACCUAGAGAUUUAAUGGACAUGUUCUCACUGUGUAUGCCCGAGCUUUUCGAGUCCAUGAUUAACAACACUCAAUUGGUUCACAUAUUCUCUACGCUUUUGCAAGCCCCUAAAGUAUACAAGCCUUUUGCAGAUGUUUUGGUUACUUAUCUUGUGAACAGUAAACUUGAUGUCUUAAAGUAUCCAGAUACACCUGCAGCAAAACUGGUCUUGCAUCUCUUUCGCUUCAUUUUUGGUGCAGUUUCAAAAGCGCCUCAAGAGUUUGAACGUAUUUUGCAACCUCACGUGCCUAUUAUAAUGGAAGUCUGCAUGAAAAAUGCUACUGAAGUUGAAAAGCCUCUUGGUUACAUGCAACUUCUCCGCACCACCUUUCGAGCGCUUGCAGUAUGCAAAUUUGAGCUUCUUCUGAGGGAUUUGAUUCCUAUGUUACAACCUUGUCUUAAUAUGCUGUUGAUGAUGCUUGAGGGUCCAGCUGGGGAAGAUAUGAAGGAUCUUUUGCUGGAAUUGUGCUUAACCUUGCCUGCACGCUUGAGCUCGUUGUUACCGCACCUUCCCCGUCUUAUGAAGCCUCUUGUUUUAUGUCUUAAAGGAAGUGAUGAUCUUGUGAGCUUAGGUUUAAGAACACUUGAGUUUUGGGUAGACAGUUUAAAUCCUGAUUUCUUGGAACCUAGCAUGGCUAAUGUCAUGUCUGAGGUGAUUUUAGCCCUAUGGUCUCACUUGAGGCCUGCCCCCUAUCCUUGGGGAGCGAAAGCGUUGCAACUCCUGGGGAAGUUGGGUGGUCGUAAUAGGCGUUUUCUCAAAGAGCCCCUUGCCCUCGAGUGCAAGGAGAAUCCAGAGCAUGGACUCCGUGUGAUUCUUACAUUUGAGCCUGCAACCCCAUUUUUGGUGCCAUUGGAUCGAUGCAUUAAUCUUGCUGUGGUAGCUGUUAUGAACAAAAAUGGUGGAAUUGAUACAUUUUAUCGAAGGCAGGCUUUGAAGUUUCUUCGUGUUUGCUUAUCAUCUCAGCUUAAUUUGCCAGAAAAGGUUACUGAUGAUGGAUGCACACCUAGUCAGUUGUCAACAUUAUUAGUUUCUGCAGUUGAUUCUUCCUGGCAGCGGCCAGAAACUUCAGACAUAAAGGCUGACUUAGGCGUAAAGACGAAGACACAACUUUUGGCUGAAAAGUCUGUUUUCAAGAUUCUGUUGAUGACUGUUAUUGCUGCCAGUGUGGAUCCUGACUUCCAUGACCCCAAGGAUGACUUUGUUGUCAAUGUCUGCCGCCAUUUUGCAAUGAUGUUUCAUAUUGACUCAUCCUCAAGUAGCACUUCAGUUUCCACUGCUGCACUUGGUGGUCCUAUGCUUUCUUCAAAUGUCAAUAUUGGUUCCAGUUCCAGGUCAAAGAAUAGUUCUUCUUCAAACCUCAAAGAGUUGGAUCCUCUAAUAUUUUUAGAUGCUUUAGUUGAUGUUCUAGCGGAUGAAAACAGACUCCACGCUAAAGCUGCACUUAGCGCUUUAAAUGUUUUCUGCGAAACACUUCUUUUUCUUGCUCGCUCGAAGCAUGCUGAUGUGCUGAUGUCAAGAGGCCCUGGUACUCCAAUGAUGGUCUCUAGUCCAUCAUUAAAUCCUGUAUACUCUCCACCUCCAAGUGUUCGCAUCCCUGUUUUUGAGCAACUUCUGCCCCGUCUAUUGCAUUGUUGCUAUGGAACAACCUGGCAAGCACAGAUGGGAGGUGUUAUGGGACUUGGUGCUUUGGUUGGGAAGGUCACUGUUGAGACUUUGUGCCUUUUCCAAGUAAGAAUUGUUCGCGGUUUGGUAUAUGUUCUUAAAAGGCUUCCUACUUAUGCUAGCAAGGAGCAAGAAGAGACCAGUCAGGUGCUUACACAGGUUCUUCGUGUAGUUAAUAAUGUUGACGAAGCAAAUAGUGAACCUCGCCGGCAAAGUUUUCAAGGAGUAGUUGAUUUCCUUUCUUCAGAGUUGUUUAAUCCCAAUGCAUCUGUUAUUGUGAGGAAGAAUGUGCAGUCAUGUUUGGCACUUUUGGCUAGUAGAACUGGUAGUGAGGUAUCUGAGUUGCUUGAGCCUUUGUAUCAACCUUUGCUUCAGCCUCUUUUGGUGCGUCCGCUCCGAUCAAAAACUGUAGAUCAACAGGUGGGAACAGUUACUGCUUUAAACUUCUGCUUGGCCUUGAGGCCACCUCUUCUCAAGCUUACUCAGGAUUUGGUUAACUUUCUGCAAGAAGCAUUGCAAAUAGCUGAGGCUGAUGAAACUGUAUGGGUUGUGAAGUUUAUGAACCCAAAAGUGGCCACAUCACUAAAUAAGCUUCGAACAGCUUGCAUCGAGUUACUCUGUACUACAAUGGCAUGGGCAGAUUUCAAAACUCAAAAUCAUGCUGAAUUGCGUGCAAAGAUCAUUUCCAUGUUUUUCAAAUCUUUGACAUGUCGAACCCCUGAAAUCGUUGCUGUGGCUAAGGAAGGCUUACGACAGGUUAUAAAUCAGCAGAGGAUGCCAAAAGAGCUUCUUCAGAGCAGCCUUAGGCCUAUUUUGGUCAACUUGGCACAUACAAAGAAUCUGAGCAUGCCUCUUCUGCAAGGUCUGGCCCGGCUUCUAGAGCUUCUGUCUAAUUGGUUUAAUGUUACCCUUGGUGGCAAGUUGCUAGAACACCUAAAGAAAUGGUUAGAACCUGAAAAACUUGCACAAAGUCAGAAAUCAUGGAAGGCCGGUGAAGAACCAAAAAUUGCAGCUGCUAUCAUUGAGCUUUUUCACCUUCUUCCUAUGGCUGCUUCAAAAUUUCUUGAUGAACUUGUAACUUUGACCAUUGAAUUGGAAGGAGCUCUUCUCCCCGGACAAGUAUACAGCGAGAUUAAUAGUCCGUAUCGUCUUCCACUUACAAAGUUUUUGAAUCGCUAUGCAAGUCUUGCUAUCGAUUAUUUUCUUGCGCGAUUAAGUGAACCAAAGUACUUCAGGAGGUUUAUGUAUAUAAUCCGCUCGGAUGCCGGCCAGCCAUUGAGAGAUGAACUUGCUAAAUCGCCACAGAAAAUACUUGCAAAUGCCUUUCCUGAGUUUUUGCCAAACUAUGAUGUAGGGAUGGCUUCGGGGUCAUCAACUCCACCUCCAGCUUUGUUGGGUGACGAAGGUCUUGCUAAGCCUCCACCUGAUAGUUCGAACCCACCAUCUGCACAAGCUGGUGCAACUUCAGAUGCUUAUUUUCGGGGACUUGCACUUGUUAAAACUUUAGUCAAAUUGAUACCUGGCUGGCUACAGAGUAAUCGCAAUGUGUUUGAAACCUUGGUUCUUGUUUGGAAGUCACAUGCAAGACUAUCUCGUUUGCAGAAUGAACAGGAGCUGGACUUAGUGCAGGUUAAAGAAAGCAAAUGGCUUGUCAAAUGCUUCUUGAAUUAUUUACGCCAUGAGAAAACAGAAGUGAAUGUUCUCUUUGAUAUACUCACCAUCUUCUUGUUUCAUUCUCGAAUUGAUUAUACAUUUCUGAAGGAGUACUAUAUCAUUGAGGUUGCAGAAGGUUAUCCACCGAACUUUAAAAAGGCACUUCUCUUGCAUUUUUUGAGUCUUUUCCAAUCGAAACAACUUGGUCAUGAUCACUUGGUGGUUAUUAUGCAAAUGCUUAUUCUUCCAAUGCUUGCUCAUGCCUUCCAAAAUGAUCAAAGUUGGGAAGUUGUAGACCCGGCUAUUGUGAAAACAAUUGUUGACAAACUUCUUGAUCCUCCAGAAGAGGUUUCUGCUGAAUACGACGAGCCGUUGAGAAUAGAACUUUUGCAGCUUGCCACUUUGCUGCUCAAGUAUCUGCAGAAUGACCUUGUCCAUCAUAGGAAAGAACUGAUCAAAUUUGGUUGGAAUCAUCUCAAACGUGAAGAUAGUGCCAGUAAACAGUGGGCAUUUGUAAAUGUUUGUCACUUCUUGGAGGCCUAUCAAGCCCCAGAAAAAAUCAUACUACAGGUUUUUGUUGCACUGCUGAGAACUUGCCAGCCAGAGAAUAAAAUGCUGGUCAAGCAGGCCCUCGAUAUACUAAUGCCAGCACUGCCCCGAAGGUUGCCUCUUGGAGAUAUUCGUAUGCCAAUUUGGAUACGGUACACGAAAAAAAUUCUGGUUGAGGAAGGCCACUCAGUUCCUAAUCUGAUUCACAUUUUCCAGCUUAUUGUGCGCCAUUCAGAUCUCUUUUAUAGCUGCAGAGCUCAAUUUGUACCUCAGAUGGUCAAUUCUCUCAGUCGCCUUGGAUUGCCUUACAACACCACUGCCGAGAACAGGCGUCUUGCAAUUGAACUUGCUGGUUUGGUGGUUGGCUGGGAAAGACAACGACAAAAUGAAAUGAAAGUGGUAGCUGAUAGUGAUGGCACCAAUCAGAUCACUGAAUUUAAUCCCGGCCCUUCUAGUGCUGAUAUUAAGCGCUCUGUGGAUGGGUCUACAUUUCCUGAAGAUUCAACGAAACGUGUCAAAGUUGAACCUGGUCUUCAAUCCCUCUGUGUAAUGUCACCUGGUGGUGCAUCAUCAAUUCCUAACAUUGAGACCCCAGGAUCUGCUAGCCAACCUGAUGAAGAAUUCAAGCCAAAUGCUGCUAUGGAAGAAAUGAUAAUCAAUUUCCUUAUAAGGGUUGCAUUGGUCAUAGAGCCUAAGGACAAGGAAGCAAGUACCAUGUACAAACAAGCUCUGGAGCUACUUUCACAAGCUUUGGAGGUGUGGCCAACUGCCAAUGUUAAAUUCAAUUAUCUUGAGAAGCUGCUGAGCAGCAUUCAGCCUCCUUCCAAGGACCCUUCCACUGCCCUGGCACAGGGGUUGGAUGUGAUGAACAAGGUUCUAGAGAAGCAGCCGCAUCUCUUCAUCAGAAACAACCUUAACCAGAUUUCCCAGAUUCUUGAACCGUGUUUCAAGUUGAAACUGUUAGAUGCUGGAAAGUCAUUGUGCUCCAUGUUGAAAAUGGUCUUUGUUGCUUUUCCUCUGGAAGCAGCUACCACUCCCCCUGAUGUGAAACUACUAUAUCAGAAGGUUGAUGAACUAAUACAAAAGCACAUGAAUACAGUUCCAACUCCUCAAACACCUGGUGAAGAGAGCAAUGUUAAUUCAGUUAGUUUUGUCCUGCUUGUGAUUAGAACCUUGACAGAGGUGCAGAGUAACUUCAUUGAUCCUACCAUCUUGGUUCGUAUUCUUCAGCGCCUGGCAAGAGAAAUGGGGCCAUCAUCAUCUGGUUCUCAUGUGAGACAAGGCCAGAAAGAUAUGGAUUCUGCGGUCUCUUCUUCUCGUCAAGGUGCCGAUGCUGGAGCAGUGAUUUCUAAUCUGAAAUCUGUGCUGAAACUUAUUAAUGAAAGGGUCAUGCUUGUUACUGAGUGCAAAAGAUCGGUUACUCAAAUAUUAAAUAGUCUGCUAUCUGAGAAAGGUACUGAUUCUAGUGUGCUUCUAUGCAUACUAGAUGUAAUAAAAGGGUGGAUUGAAGAUGACUUUGGAAAGCCAGGCACAUCAGUCUCAUCAAGUGCUUUUCUCACUCCAAAAGAAAUAGUUUCCUUUCUUCAGAAGCUUUCACUAGUUGAUAAGCAAAACUUCUCAGAUGCUCUGGACGAGUGGGACAGUAAAUAUCUUGAGCUUCUAUAUGGAUUAUGUGCCGAUUCAAAUAAAUAUCCCCUAUCAUUGCGUCAAGAGGUGUUUCAGAAGGUGGAAAGGCAAUUCAUGCUUGGUCUACGAGCAAGAGAUCCUGAAUCUAGGAUGAAAUUUUUCUCACUUUACCAUGAAUCUCUUGGGAAAUCAUUGUUUGCUAGGCUUCAGUACAUUAUUCACCUUCAGGACUGGGAAGCUUUGAGUGAUGUCUUCUGGCUCAAACAGGGCCUUGAUCUUCUUUUAGCAAUCCUAGUCGAGGAUAAGGCCAUUACACUUGCUCCAAAUUCAGCGAAGGUGGCACCACUGCUGAUUUCAGGUUCUCCAGAUGCUUCUGGGAUGCAGCACCAGGGUACUGAUGUUCCAGAGGGUUCAGAAGAUGCUCCAUUAACAUUUGAUAUUCUUGUUCGCAAGCAUGCACAGUUUUUGAAUGAAAUGAGUAAACUUAAGGUGGCUGAUCUCAUUAUUCCACUGAGAGAGCUUGCUCAUAUGGAUGCAAAUGUUGCAUAUCAUUUGUGGGUGUUGGUGUUCCCCAUUGUCUGGGUAACCUUACACAAGGAAGAGCAGGUAGCAUUAGCUAAACCAAUGAUUACUCUCCUCUCUAAAGAUUAUCAUAAAAAGCAGCAAGGCAGUAGACCAAAUGUUGUGCAAGCACUUCUGGAAGGGCUUCAGUUGAGCCAUCCUCAACCUCGGAUGCCAAGUGAGCUCAUUAAAUAUAUUGGGAAAACUUACAAUGCAUGGCAUAUAGCAUUAGCACUGCUGGAGAGUCACGUCAUGUUGUUCACAAAUGAUACAAAGUGCUCCGAGUCGCUUGCUGAACUUUAUCGUUUGCUCAAUGAAGAAGAUAUGAGGUGUGGGUUGUGGAAGAAAAGAUCAAUCACUGCAGAGACUAGAGCCGGGCUUUCUCUAGUUCAGCAUGGUUAUUGGCAGCGUGCUCAAAGCCUCUUUUACCAAGCAAUGGUUAAGGCAACUCAAGGCACAUAUAACAACACUGUACCAAAAGCUGAGAUGUGUCUCUGGGAAGAACAAUGGCUGCACUGUGCUGGUCAACUUAGCCAAUGGGAUGCAUUGGUAGACUUUGGCAAGAGUAUUGAGAAUUACGAAAUACUACUCGACAGUCUUUGGAAAUUGCCUGAUUGGGCAUUUAUGAAGGAUGUUGUAAUUCCAAAGGCUCAGGUGGAAGAAACUCCAAAACUUCGGCUUGUUCAAGCAUUUUUUGCUCUCCAUGAUAAAAAUGCAAAUGGUGUUGGGGAUGCUGAGAACGUUGUGGGGAAAGGUGUUGAUCUUGCUUUAGAACAUUGGUGGCAGUUGCCACAGAUGUCUGUUCAUUCCAGGAUUCCGUUGUUGCAGCAAUUCCAACAGCUGGUUGAAGUUCAAGAAUCAUCAAGAAUACUUGUGGAUAUUGCCAACGGAAACAAACUUGCUGCGAACUCUGUGGUUGGUGUGCAUGGAAAUCUUUACGCUGACCUCAAAGACAUCCUUGAAACUUGGAGACUCAGAACUCCUAAUGAUUGGGAUAACAUGUCGGUUUGGUAUGAUUUGCUACAAUGGAGAAAUGAAAUGUAUAAUGCAGUCAUAGAUGCAUUCAAAGAUUUUACAACUACGAAUCCUCAACUUCAUCACCUUGGUUAUCGUGACAAAGCAUGGAAUGUCAAUAAGCUUGCUCGCAUUGGUCGUAAGCAGGGCCUUUAUGAUGUUUGUGUGACAAUACUUGAAAAGAUGUAUGGCCAUUCAACCAUGGAAGUGCAGGAGGCCUUUGUUAAGAUAAGAGAACAAGCAAAAGCUUAUCUGGAGAUGAAGGGAGAGCUUACCAGUGGUCUCAAUCUAAUUAACAGCACUAACCUAGAGUAUUUUCCAGUGAAACAUAAGGCAGAAAUAUUUCGUCUUAAGGGGGAUUUCUUGUUAAAGCUGAAUGACUCUGAAGGUGCUAAUCAUUCCUACUCUAAUGCCAUCAGCCUGUUCAAGAAUUUGCCUAAAGGAUGGAUAAGCUGGGGAAAUUAUUGUGACAUGGCUUACAGAGAAAUGCAUGAAGAGAUUUGGCUGGAAUAUGCUGUGAGCUGCUUUCUUCAAGGCAUUAAAUUUGGCAUAUCUAACUCAAGAAGCCAUCUAGCUCGUGUUCUAUAUCUUCUCAGCUUUGAUACUCCUAAUGAACCUGUUGGGAGGGCUUUUGAUAAAUAUCUUGACCAAAUUCCCCACUGGGUCUGGCUUUCUUGGAUUCCACAACUCUUACUUUCUUUGCAAAGGACAGAAGCUCCCCAUUGCAAACUGGUCCUACUUAAAAUCGCAACUGUGUAUCCCCAGGCCCUAUAUUAUUGGCUUCGCACAUAUUUGCUUGAACGGCGUGAUGUUGCAAAUAAAACUGAACUCGGUAGUAGGAUGGCAAUGGCUCAAAGAAUGCAGCAAAGUGCCACUGUUGCCACUGCUGGUUCAAUUGGCUUAGCUGAUGGGAAUGCUAGAGUACAAGGUCAUAGUGGUUUAUCCUCGGACAAUCAAGUUCACCAAGCUGCUCAGUCUGGUGGGGGUAUUGGUUCUCAUGACGGUGGAAACUCUCACGGGCAAGAAUCUGAAAGGUCUACAGGUGUUGAGAGCAGCAUGCAUCCAGGGAAUGAGCAACAAGGUGCUUCAAUCAUCAAUGAUGGUGGUCAGAAUGCAUUAAGACGUAAUGGUGCUUUCGGUUCCCUACCUUCUGCUGCCAGUGCUUUUGAUGCUGCCAAGGAUAUAAUGGAGGCUCUUAGAAGCAAACAUACUAAUUUGGCUACUGAACUUGAGAGUCUGCUCACUGAAAUUGGUUCAAGGUUUGUCACUUUGCCCGAAGAGAGACUUCUAGCGGUGGUUAAUGCACUGCUCCACCGUUGUUACAAGUAUCCAACGGCGACCACAGCUGAGGUUCCCCAAUCUCUUAAGAAGGAGCUUUCUGGUGUUUGCCGAGCUUGCUUUUCAGCAGAUGCUGUAAAUAAGCACGUUGAUUUUGUGAGAGAGUACAAACAAGAUUUCGAGCGUGAUCUUGAUCCUGGGAGCACUCCUACUUUUCCGUCGACCCUCUCUGAGUUGACUGAGCGGUUAAAACAUUGGAAAAAUGUCCUCCAGAGCAAUGUUGAAGACAGGUUUCCAGCGGUUUUGAAGCUGGAAGAGGAAAGCAGGGUGUUGCGUGACUUUCAUGUUGUGGAUGUUGAGGUUCCGGGACAGUACUUCAGUGAUCAGGAAAUUGCACCCGACCAUACCGUGAAGUUGGAUAGGGUUGGAGCUGAUAUACCUAUUGUACGAAGGCAUGGAAGCAGUUUCCGGCGCUUGACUCUUAUUGGUUCUGAUGGAUCUCAGCGUCAUUUUAUUGUCCAGACAUCUUUGACCCCUAAUGCAAGAAGUGAUGAACGAAUAUUGCAGCUUUUCCGUGUGAUGAACCAGAUGUUUGAUAAGCACAAGGAAUCAAGGCGACGCCACAUAUGCAUUCACACUCCAAUCAUUAUACCUGUUUGGUCACAGGUCCGUAUGGUAGAAGAUGAUUUGAUGUACAGCACCUUCCUUGAGGUGUAUGAGAACCAUUGUGCAAGGAAUGACAAGGAGGCAGAUCUUCCCAUCACCUAUUUCAAGGAGCAGUUAAACCAAGCUAUAUCUGGCCAAAUCUCACCAGAAGCUGUUAUAGACCUUCGCCUCCAAGCUUAUAAUGACAUCACAAGAAAUCUUGUAACGGACGGGAUCUUUUCCCAGUACAUGUACAAGACUCUACCAAGUGGCAACCAUAUGUGGGCUUUCAAAAAGCAGUUUGCCAUCCAGUUAGCCCUCUCGAGUUUCAUGUCCCUCAUGUUGCAAAUUGGGGGGAGGUCGCCAAACAAAAUAUUAUUUGCCAAGAACACAGGAAAAAUAUUUCAAACUGAUUUUCAUCCUGCAUAUGAUGCAAAUGGAAUGAUCGAAUUUAAUGAACCAGUGCCUUUCCGUCUUACGAGGAAUAUGCAAUCUUUCUUCUCCCAUUUUGGAGUGGAAGGCCUCAUUGUGUCUGCAAUGUGUGCAGCAGCACAGGCUGUUGUUUCACCCAAACAAAGUCAGCAUCUAUGGCAUCAGUUGGCUAUGUUUUUCCGCGAUGAGCUUCUGUCUUGGUCUUGGAGGAGACCACUUGGGAUGCCUAUGGCCCCCUUUUCCGGAGGGGGUAGUAUGAACCCAGCUGAUUUCAAGCAGAAGGUCAUCAACAAUGUUGAGCACGUGAUUAACCGGAUCAAUGGAAUUGCCCCACAGUACUUCUCUGAAGAGGAGGAGAAUGCCAUGGAACCACCACAGUCGGUUCAGCGUGGAGUGACUGAGUUAGUGGAAGCAGCCUUGACUCCGAGGAACUUGUGCAUGAUGGAUCCAACGUGGCACGCCUGGUUUUAGAAGUUAGCACUACAGUUUUAAUAGUUGAGAUAUAGUGAAUUUGGUUUAGAUAGUUUCCUGUUGUAAAUGUUUAUGUGCAUGAUUAGGUGAAGCCAUGCUCAGUUGUAAUAUUUCUUUAACAUCUAUUGUGGCAUGAAAGCAAUUGGGUGUUGAAUGUAUAUUGCAAAACUCAUAUUUAAGAUUAAUGGAAAUUAGCUCCCGCUGAAGUAUCUCCCAAAA
Rosa chinensis is the source of this 12236-nucleotide messenger RNA. RefSeq names its product transformation/transcription domain-associated protein. Gene Ontology annotation, cellular component: NuA4 histone acetyltransferase complex; nucleus; SAGA complex. The transcript has 35 exons. The record is from RefSeq and is a predicted model, not a curated record. Gene Ontology annotation, molecular function: protein binding; transcription coregulator activity. The coding region runs from base 330 to 12017 and encodes 3895 amino acids. Gene Ontology annotation, biological process: DNA repair; regulation of DNA-templated transcription. Lineage: Eukaryota; Viridiplantae; Streptophyta; Magnoliopsida; Rosales; Rosaceae.